Messenger RNA from Exophiala bonariae, 1074 nucleotides. RefSeq lists its product as uncharacterized. The record is from RefSeq and is a predicted model, not a curated record. Lineage: Eukaryota; Fungi; Ascomycota; Eurotiomycetes; Chaetothyriales; Herpotrichiellaceae. Bases 1 to 1074 code for a protein of 357 amino acids. Gene Ontology annotation, molecular function: heme binding; iron ion binding; oxidoreductase activity, acting on paired donors, with incorporation or reduction of molecular oxygen. The transcript has 3 exons.
AUGUCAAACCUUUGGAACAUCGAAAUGAACAAACAGAACAGCAAUACCAAAUGCUUCGAAGUUCUUGACUGGCUGAAUAGAACUACACUCGACAUUAUCGGACGCGCUGGCCUUGGGACAGAUAUCGACUCUCUGACGAAUCCUGAAGCCCCUCUGCGUGACGCUUACCGCCGAUGUUUCGAGUUUGACAUCCAAGCGCGGGUUAUUAACGGCCUCGCAGCGUUUACACCAUUAGUUCGGUUACUUCCAGUCAGAGCCAACCGCGACAUGGCCAAAGCGCGCAGUAUCAUCCUUGAUCACGCAACUCGGAUCAUUUACAAUAAGGCUUCAACUGAAGAGGAGAGCUCAAAAGUGCACCAUAAGGAUAUAAUCGGAUUGAUCGUGAAGAAUAAUUUGACAGCAUCAAAAGAGGAUUUUUUAACAGUUGAGACGAUGCGAGAUCAAGUCAUGACUUUUCUAGGAGCUGGACACGACACAACUGCUACCACGGCUGCAUGGACACUUCUCUUACUCGCCAAAAAUCCUGAAAUCCAAGGCAGAUUGCGGAAUGAAAUUCGUUCGCACAUGCCCUUCCUGUUCGACGCAGACACUCGAGAAGACGUUAGUAAGGUUAACCAUGCAGAUGUUGAUCUCCUGCCAUAUCUUGAGGAUGUUUGCAAAGAGUCGCUCCGUUAUAUCCCGUCUAUCCCUAUGACAGUUCGCAAGACCAUUGAAGACGACACGUUGGGCGGAUAUUUUGUACCAGGUGGAACCACGAUCUAUUUAAUGGCAAACUGUAUCAAUCGUUUACCGACAUACUGGGGAGAUACUGCGAACACCUUUGACCCUACGCGGUGGAAAAAUCUUCCUGAUACGUACACCACAAAUGCAUUUAUGACAUUCUUGCAAGGGCCCAGAGGUUGCGUUGGGCGAAAGUUUGCGGAGGUUGAAAUGAAGACAAUAUUAUGCGCGUUGCUGAGCAAGUAUACGUUUGAGCUUGAUGCGAACGUGCAAGACCCCGAGGAGUUGAAGAUGUGGCGAUUGGUAUUGAGGCCACGAGAUGGCGUGAGCCUGAAGGUGUCACUACUAAACUGA